Molecule: messenger RNA, 1481 nt
Organism: Choloepus didactylus (southern two-toed sloth)
Lineage: Eukaryota; Metazoa; Chordata; Mammalia; Pilosa; Megalonychidae
Gene: ADM
Product: adrenomedullin
Exons: 4
Coding region: 157-696 (179 amino acids)
Biological process (GO): positive regulation of heart rate; adrenomedullin receptor signaling pathway; regulation of systemic arterial blood pressure
Cellular component (GO): extracellular region
Molecular function (GO): hormone activity; adrenomedullin receptor binding
Source: RefSeq, a predicted model, not a curated record
GACACCAGACGGAACAGCUCGAUCCUUGCCACCUCUUCUCGCCGCAGCCCGACAUAGACGUCGAGGUUUUGCCGCAGCCAGAGCUAAGUCUCGGACUUUCUCCUCCUGGUUCUCGGCAGAUCACCCGCUCAGCAGGUUCUGCGUAUCGCCGCGAAGAUGAAGCUGGUUCCCGUCGCCCUAAUAUACUUGGGCUCGCUAGUCUUCCUAGGCGCGGAUACCGCACCGCUUGAUGUGGCGUCCGAGUUCCGAAAGAAAUGGAAUAAGUGGGCUCUAAGUCGUGGAAAGAGGGAACUGCGGGUGUCCAGCAGCUACCCCACCGGGCUUGCUGAAAUGAAGGCCGGGUCUACCCAGACUUUCAUUCGGCCCCAGGACGUUAAGGGCGCCUCUCGCAUUCCCCAGGACAGCAGCCCGUCUGCCGCCCGCGUCCGAGUCAAGCGCUACCGCCAGAGCAUGAAUAACUUCCAGAGUCUGCGGAGCUUUGGUUGCCGCUUCGGGACAUGCACGGUGCAGAAACUGGCGCACCAGAUAUACCAGUUCACAGACAAGGACAAAGACGGCGUCGCCCCCAGGAACAAGAUCAGCCCUCAGGGCUACGGCCGCCGGCGCCGACGCUCCUUGCCUGAGACCGGCCCGGCCCGGACUCUGUUGUCUCCGGAGCCAGUGGCACGCGCGUCCUCCGUCUCCCGGGCGCACUAAGUGCUCGCCUCCCUGCUCAGGAUUUAGGCGCCUGUGGCCGCCGAGGACAGGCGCGCGAGCAUCGCGCUGGCGCCUCCCCGGGCAGAGGGCUUCCCCAAACCAAGGCCCUCAGCCGGAUCGGGACGGGUCUGAGCAGGAGCCUUGCAAAGACGCGAGUCGGGUAGGGACCGUCGGACAGCUAGCCCUGACUUUGCAGGGAACCCCUCCUCGGCGCUCCCUUUGCCCCAAUAGGGCCCGAGUGCCCCGUGGGGGUGGGGGGUGGGGGUCAGAGGAAUACGGGGGAGUGUCCCCCAGGUUCAUCGAAACGAGAAACUGAGACUUAAAUGCUGAGACCCCUGGGGCAAGGGUCUGAGCCGCUGCCGUAUCCGCCCACAAACUGAUUUUUCACGGGGUGUCACCCCACCGGGGUGCAAGCCUCCCUAUUACUUGAACUUUCCAAAAUCUAGAGGAAAAGUGCAAUGCGUGUUGUAUAUACAGAGGUAACUAUCAAUAUUUAAAGUUUGUUGCUGUCGAGAUUUUUUUUGUAACUUCAAAUAUAGAGAUAUUUUUGUACGUUAUAUAUUGUAUUAAGGGCAUUUUAAAGCAAUUGUAUUGCCUCCCUCCCCCCUUAUUUUAAUACGUGAAUGUCUCGGCGAGGUGUAACGUUGUUUGCUGCGUGGAAUGUGUGAGAGUUUGUGUGUGAAAGAGAGACUGAUUACCUCCUGUGGAAGAAGGAAACACCGUGUAUAAUCUAUUUGCAUAAAAUGGGUGAUAUGCGAAACAGCAAACUAAUAAACUGUUUCAAU